AUGUCAAAGGAUCUCUUUAAAUAUAUUUACAUAAAUUCUAUUGAUGAGAGUUAUAUAAAAUGCUUACAUGAAAGGAAUGUAGCUGAAAUAAGGGUUUCCUACAAAUUAAUUGAAAGUCAGAUAAAACAUUUAUAUUCUUAUAUGAAGAAGGGGCUUAAAAUAUGUGAUAAUGAAGAUAGAGAAUCUCAAUUAGACAAGCUCAUUGAAAAGAUAAAUCUAUUGAAAAAUGACGUAUUAAUAGUAAAGUCCAACUGUGAGCAACUAAUUGAGGCUACUAUCAGAAUACUUAGAUCCUUUAAAAAUAAAAGGUAUUUGGAUGAAUCAUGGGUUAAUAAAAAUUUUAAUUUCAAAAAUAUGACACAAAUAACUAAUAAGAUAUUAUUGGAUUAUUUUGAUCGUAGUAGAAAUUAUCCAAACACAAGAUGUAAAUUGUUUGAAAUAAUUAAAAAGUCCUAUGAAGAUAAUCAUAGUAACCUUAUUUGUAAUGAUAAACAAAUUAAUCAGAGCAAUAUUUAUAAUAAUAAUAUAGAAUCAUCCAAUAUAGAUAUUCAGAGUGAAGAAAUAAUUGAUAAUUACUUAUUAUUUGAAGAGUAUGACAAAAUUUGUAACUCUUUGAUAAACUUGAAUGAAACAUCACAUGCUUUACAAUGGAUAAGUUCUCAUAAAUCUAAAAUAAAUAAAAGUAUAAAAUAUAAAGAACCUUAUACACUGUUAGAAGUACAAUUACAAAUUCAAAAUGCUGCAAAAAAAUUCAUUAAAAGUGUACAAAGUGAGACUUCAAAUCCAUUUAUAGUAUUAAAUAUGAUUAUUCAAAAUAUGAAAGAUUUGAUAGAUUUAGAUUUAUACAGUUUACAUGGAAAUGAAAUAAAGGAAUUUAUUAUUUCAUGUUUAUUCUCAAUUAAGAAGCAAAAGUGGAAUAUAAAUACUGGUAUAGAAUAUGAAGAUACAGAUAAUAUAAAUUUAAUAUCCAAGUAUUUUAAAUUAAGUAGAUGGGAGAAUAUAUUAGAGCAAUUUAAAAGAACUUGGUUUUGGGUAUAUGGAUUUCCAAAAAAAUGUACUUUAUUAAGAUUAAUGGAUAUAGGUUUCUCAGUAUUAAGUACCAGUAUUUGUAGACAUAGAAUCACAGCUAAUUGUCCUAGCUGUAGUGCAUAUAGUGAAGAUUACAUUGGUAAACUUCCAUUAACUCAUAGGUUACAAAGUUUUAUAAUUUGUCCAAUAACUGGAGAGUUUAUGGAUGAUAAUAAUCCUGCCUUUGUAUUACCAAAUGGUUACAUUAUAUCUAAAAAUGUGUUAUUUCAAAUUUUUAAAAAUUCAAAUAUUAAUAAAAAUUUUAAAAGACUUUAUCUUGUAUAA
This is a messenger RNA of Cryptosporidium muris RN66, 1353 nucleotides long. RefSeq lists its product as uncharacterized. The transcript has a single exon. Gene Ontology annotation, molecular function: ubiquitin-protein transferase activity. Bases 1 to 1353 code for a protein of 450 amino acids. The record is from RefSeq and is a predicted model, not a curated record. Gene Ontology annotation, biological process: proteasome-mediated ubiquitin-dependent protein catabolic process. Gene Ontology annotation, cellular component: nucleus; GID complex; cytoplasm. Lineage: Eukaryota; Apicomplexa; Conoidasida; Eucoccidiorida; Cryptosporidiidae.